AACAAGAAAAGCAAAACAUACAAUUUGGUUACUCUCAGUAAGACAGACAGACAGUGCAGAAGGUAGAAACAGUGAAGGAUAUCAAUAUCACCCAGCCAAAUAGUACACCAUGAUUAACAUAUUGGAUUGAACCAUUAUCAUCAACAUUUAUCACAAGGGAAAAAAAAAGAUUAUGACAGGAUAAGAAGACAAACCACCACUGUCGUGCUUUGCUACACGUCUCGGCAUCAUGUUGAAUUCGACUAAUGCUACAAGCCAGUGUCAGUCAGACGACAGGCUAUGCAGAGUAAAAGUACACCAACUGGAACUCAUAGUGAUUCCAGUGCUGCUGCUGGCAGCAUCCUUCUUUACGGUUCUAAGUCUGUGUUUACUGAAGCUGUGCGAUAAGACCGAGAUCAUACAACAUCAUCCCCAAAGACAACACUACAAUAGGAGGAGGCAGCACCUGCAUGGCAUUGAUGCACCUCCAGAGCUGAACCCCUUGGAAUAUGAAGCUGUUCCGAUGAGAGUCAAAACUCAGAACCGCAAGCCCAAAACACAGCCUGCAGAACUGCAGUUGUCCACCGAGAGGCAGCAUUGUAUUGAGCAAAUCACCCCACUGCCCCUGUCUUUCACAGUAAAGCCAAACAACACAGUCACGCUCUUCCAGGCCACUAUGAACCAGAAGCCAGUUGUCCUACGAGUGCUGAAUGAAUCAGCUGAUUCCAGGGAGCGCAAAAUCUUCCUGGGCUUUGCCUACUUCCUAUCAGAACUGGGGCCCCAUCCAUGCCUUCCCAGACUACUUGGGGUGAGAGAUAGGGCACCCCUUGCUAUGAUUUUUGAGAAGCUGGAGAACAAAGAUCUUCUAGGAUUCUUAUGGAGAUACAGAAAGGCCCACCCAGGACUGGUGGCAUCAUAUGCUUUUACAGAAAGAGUGCUUUUCUCAAUGGCAAGACAGAUCGCAUCUGCACUGGAACAUCUACACAGUAAGAACUUCAUUCAUGGCAACGUUUGUGCACAAAGUGUCUUGGUUGGACGAGACCUCUCCGUAAAGCUUUGGGGCUUUGGCCCAGCUUUUCAGAAGAGGAUGAAGGUGGGAACUUCAGGGGAGAUGAAGGACAUAGAGAUGAAAAAAUGGCAAGCUCCAGAGGUGUUAGCCCAUCAGCCUGUCAGUCAAAGCAGUGAUAUAUGGUCAUUUGGUAUCUUGCUGUAUGAAAUGGUAACAUUAGGGGACCCUCCAUUCCCUAAAGUAAUGCCCAGUGAACUCCUACAUUACUUACAGAGAAGGAAAACCCUAAAGAAACCAACCAACUGUUCCAAAUCACUAUACUCCAUCAUUCAAGCAUGUUGUCAGUGGAGACCACAAGACCGAGCUCCACUGAAAGAGCUGAUUUCAAUGCUCCAAAUAGCUGAGAGGCAUGCCAAUGACACGGUGGUACUUCAAGCAUCUGAACCACUGGACAUUGAGAAGUACAUGCGGGAAGCGGGCUACGGAGAGGCUUACAAUUUUGCUCUAAUUUAACAGGAUCAUUUUGAAAGUAGUUGACCUUCACAUGAAUUAUCUCCACAUAACUGUAAAAUGAACACAUAUUUUUGUAGGCCUAAUGUUGUGAUAUUCAUACUCUGUGGCAUGGUCUGCUGGGGGGGGGUGCACAGGAAUACUGCAGGGUGGGAAAACAAGGAGAACUCAUUUUUAGUUUGGUAACUUGUUUGGUAAUAACAUAGACAUCUGAAAUAAAUUUACAUAAUGCAUACAUCUGGCAUCCAUUUUAAUUCUCUCAAAUCUAGAAUUGGCCAACAACAACAACAAACAAAUCUGUAGGAAUACAUACUUAAGCCAGAUCCUGUAAAGGACCACAUCAAAAUCUGUUUCAUAAUGUGAUGUUGUUAAUCAUGACUCACAUAUUUUAUAUACUCAAAGCUCAGAUCUUAACCUCAAAUAAAGAAAAAUAAACCUCCUGGAAUAUCUGUUAAUAGUUUUCCAUUUAUGUUGUUAAACUGAAUUUAAGGGGUAUUUAAUUUUGUGUGCUGGCACGGUGGCACCUCACAGCUCCUGGGUCCCUGGUUUGACAUAUGCUUGUGUUGGGUGUCCCAUCUGGAGUGACUUCUCCUGCCAGUGUCCCCAGGAUAGACUCCAGACCUGUCCAACCCUCACCAGGAUAAAGUGGUUACUAAAGAUUAAUGAUUCAGUGUUAUGUUAUGUUAUGUAAAAGUAAAAUAUAAAAAUACUUGAAACAUUUUAGUUUACAUAUAAUGAGUCUAGAAUAUAUGAAAUUUUCACUUACUUAAAUAACUGAUGGAAAAUAUUGAACUAUUUCAUG
Neoarius graeffei (lesser salmon catfish) is the source of this 2300-nucleotide messenger RNA. It is a transcript of the gene styk1a, whose product is annotated as serine/threonine/tyrosine kinase 1a. Lineage: Eukaryota; Metazoa; Chordata; Actinopteri; Siluriformes; Ariidae. The record is from RefSeq and is a predicted model, not a curated record. Gene Ontology annotation, cellular component: signaling receptor complex. Gene Ontology annotation, biological process: protein phosphorylation; multicellular organism development; cell surface receptor protein tyrosine kinase signaling pathway. The transcript is spliced from 10 exons. Gene Ontology annotation, molecular function: transmembrane receptor protein tyrosine kinase activity; ATP binding. Bases 230 to 1501 code for a protein of 423 amino acids.